Phytophthora nicotianae INRA-310 is the source of this 1304-nucleotide messenger RNA. RefSeq lists its product as hypothetical. The record is from RefSeq and is a predicted model, not a curated record. The transcript has a single exon. Lineage: Eukaryota; Oomycota; Peronosporomycetes; Peronosporales; Peronosporaceae. Bases 79 to 1125 code for a protein of 348 amino acids.
CGAUGGACCGAAUGCAACUUCAUUUCCGAAUUCGUUUCCGACCAACCACCCCUCAACAAUACCCAGCCCAGCAUCGUAAUGUCUGACCAAAUGACCUACCGCUUCCUUGGUAAUACCGGCUUGCUCGUCUCCAAACUCUCGCUUGGUAGCUGGAUUGAUGUCAGCGAUAAGUACACGGUCGACGCCUGGUACGACAUGAUGAAGCUGGCCUUCGAGCGUGGUGUCAACUUCUUUGACAGCGCUGAAGCGUAUGGUGGAGGCCUUGCUGAGAAGAAUAUGGGCGCGGCAAUCAAGAAAGGCACCACGGAAGGAACCUGGAGUCGUGAGGACCUCGUGAUCACCACUAAAAUUUUCUUCGGAACCAAGGACAUCAUGACCAAAUCAGGUCCGAAUGAACAGGGAUUGAGUCGCAAGCACAUCGUGGAGGGCACGAAAGCUUCUCUGAAGAGACUGGAUCUAAAGUAUGUUGACGUCAUUUUUUGCCACCGUCCUGAUCCGUACACGCCCAUCGAGGAGACUGUCCGAGCUAUGAAUUUCGUCAUUGACCAAGGCUGGGCUUUCUACUGGGGUACCAGCCAGUGGAACGUUGCUCAGAUCAUCGAGGCGUGCGAAAUUGCGGAUCGCCUUGGCCUGAUCCGACCCGUCGUGGAACAGACGAUCUACAGUAUCUUGGACCGCAACAAAGUGGAGUUCGAGUAUGUCGAUCUGUACAAGAAGUACAAGCUCGGUCUCACGACCUGGUCCCCUCUUGCGUAUGGCGCACUGACGGGAAAGUACAGCUCAGGAAAUCCAGAGGGGUCUCGCAUGGAGAGCUCGUUGUUUAAGGCUCUUUCACCAGACUUUGCGGAGCGUGUGGCCAAGGCUGACAAGCUAAAGCCUUUGGCGGAGAAGCUCGGCAUCUCCAUGGCAGAGCUUGCCCUUGCCUGGUGUGUCAGCAAUGAGAAUGUAUCCACCGUCAUGAUUGGUGCUAGAACGCUGUUGCAGUUGGAGCAGAACCUCAAGGCCCUUGAGGCACUGAAGAAGAUUACCCCAGACGUGAAGGCGGAGAUUGACUCUCUGAUUCCGUUUGUGCCAGAGUUGUCGAAGCUGGACGGAAGUGCGGCGGUGCGCGAGCAGCACUUAUAACUGCGUCGGAGGUCCUUAGUGGCGUUGCUGAAUAGUGUUUGCUAAGAGCCACUAAGAUUGGACGGCACCGCCCAAGUCUCUAUACCGACAUAUUCGCAUAGAUCUGAACAGCAAAAAGAUCUCAGCAGUGCUGGACUCUAUUCCGAUAAAGGAAGAUUUUGUAAUCACUAGACCUGGAA